CUCGCCCUUUGCCAGAGCCUCUGGGACCCGGUCUCAGCGAGCGCCUCCUGUGGUGGGCAACUGGACACCAGCAGCUGGCACAGGCCAUCUGUUCUACCACCUUUGCCUCCCUCAAGGCCAAGGACAGCGACGUCCUCCUCCCCCUUCUCCUCCUCUUUGGUGCCUCCAGCCAGGAGGCGGGGGUGACCCAUAGCAGCUGACCCAGCUCGGGCACUGCCUCUUCCACAGCCCUCCGGACACACCAUGGGCCCAGAGGCUGGCUAUUGGCACACUAGCGACGACGCAGGCGGCGGCCCCGGCGACUCUCAACUGCCUCCCUGGACCACGACAACUUCCCGGAAGCCAUCGCCGCCACCUGCAGAGGAAUCUGACCGCGGCAAAGCCAUCUCCACUUCGGACUAACAGCUACGUAAACAACUAUGGAGGGAGAGAGGCGGCGGACCCAGGCGCUGGGAGAAGGACGGGCCAUCGACGUCACGCCCAGAGCCCCCAUCCGGGAACCGAGGCAGAGACUCGCCCCUCAAAAUGGCGACAGCAGUGACGUGUCUGCGUACGGAACUCAUCAGUCGCGCCACGGACGACGGGAAGUGAGGUUUUCAGAAGAGCCGCCAGAAGUGUACGGCGACUUCGAGCCCCGGGUGACCAAAGAAAGGUCCCCGGGGGGAAGACGAACCCCGCCAGAAAAGUUCCGGCCGGAUUCUGCGAAAGAGGAAGUGAGAGAAAGCGCUUACAACCUUCGUUCUCGACCACGGAGGCGGCGGGGACCCCAGGAAGCCGAGGAGAUGAAGACGCGAAGGUCUGCCCGGAUUGAGCAGACCUCACAGCAGCCUCAGCCCCAGCUGUCUCCAGCUACGAGCAGGCGAGGAUUACGGGACUCUCAGUCCUCAGAGGAUGAACCUUCUUCCCAAACUGUUACAAGCCAAACAGCCUCAAAGAAAACUGUCAGAACACCAGAGACUUCAAUGAUGAGUGAAGACCCUAUAAGUAACUUACGCAGACCCCCACUAAGAAGUCCAAGAUCUGAUUCAACAUACAAAACAAAUGGAAAUACUAAAAUGAAUGAAAUAGAAGCUGCCAGUAACCAACCAGUCCAUUUCUCUGAAGAAGGAGAAACUGAAGAUGAUCUAGAGAGCUCUUACAGUGAUACCACUAUCAAGGUCAGAUCCAGGGAUUCUGUUGAGUCUAGAGAUGAAGCCACCAGAUCCUCUAGUUACCAUCAAGAAUCAUCUUGGAGGUUACCACAGAGCCAGGACUUCACAGCUCAUGAGAACCAGCCUUCAGUGCUGAGUUCAAGAUGUCAAAAAAACGCCCAGGAGUGGGUUGAACAAGUCAUAAGAAUGAGGAAUCGACUGCCACAUAACAACAUUCAGGAAUCAGAGUUUGGAAGCCAAUCUCCCUCGACCUCCAGCCAAUCAGACACUGCUGAACAACCCCACAGUGAAUCUUCUGUCAACAGAAAAUGGUGGCUGUUCGGUCUGUUUGGUGUCCUUGCUGUUGGAUUGCUUUGGUUCUUUCAUACUCCUGCCAUAGAAACCACAGCCAUCCAAGAAUUCCAGAACCAGAUGAAACAACUUCAGUCUAAGUACCGGAGUCAAGACGAGAAGCUGUGGAAAAGAGGCACAACAUUCCUAGAAAGACAUCUGAAUAGCUCCCUCCCUCGACACCAGCCUGCCAUCCUUUUGCUCACUGCAGCCCAAGAUGCUGAAGAAGUACUCAAGUGUCUGAGUGAACAAAUUGCCGAUGCCUAUUCUUCCUUCCGGAGUGUCCGUGCCAUCCGGAUUGAUGGGGCAGGGAAAGCUGCUCAAGACAGUGACCUCGUCAAACAAGAAGUAGAUCUACAACUGAGCAAUGGAUUUAGAAAUGGCCAGAAUGCAGCUGUGGUACACCGCUUUGAGUCUCUGCCCGCAGGCUCAACCUUGAUCUUCUAUAAGUACUGUGACCAUGAAAACGCAGCCUUCAAAGAUGUAGCCCUAGUCCUGACUGUACUGUUGGAGGAGAAGACACUGAAAGCCAGUCUAGGCCUAAAGGAAAUUGAAGAGAAAGUGAGAGAUUUCCUCAAAGUCAAGUUCACCAACGCUAACAUGGCCAGCUCCUACAACCACAUGGAUCCAGACAAGCUGAGUGGGCUCUGGAGCCGCAUUUCUCACCUAGUGCUGCCCGUGCAGCCAGAGAAUGCCCUGAAAGGGGGCAGCUGCUUAUGAGGGGGAAAGCGGAAAUCUCGUCUCGAGUUCUGAACAUUUUUCAGACUUUAACCAGAGACGGAGUAUGGAGCAGUUUUUGAAAACUGGUUUCUUUUUAAAGGAAGUUAAAUUCAUACAUAAACGUGGAAUACCGAAAUCAUUUAUGCAGCCUGAUUAUCUGUGAUUUGAGAGAACCAUUUCUCUGUUUCCACUGAGAACUAACUGUUAGGAGUGUUUAGCAUGAUCUAAAGUAUAUGCAAUUCCCCGAGGAUUUGCGUUAAUUCUGGCUGAAUCAUUCUUGCUGUGCUGUGACCAGUGAGAAGGACUAGGUGCCUUUCUCAAAGAAUCAGCUUUAUUUUUUAACUUCGGAUAUUUUUGUUGGUUUGUUUGUGACCUUAUUAGUCUGAUAGCUCUCCAAUUGUAGCUAUGGUUUCCCCAUUAUUUUUCCUUUUAUGCCAUUUAAAUAUGUGAUCCUUAGCUUCCACUUGCAAAGACAAAAGUCAUGAAAGGUCAUCUGGAUGUGCAGUUUAGCCUCCCUUCCCCCAUUGGCUUUAGGGAUGGGAGAAGAGGGUUCGGGAGGUGAAAAGGGAAGAGAAAUUGUUGAGUGUAGAAGGAAAAGGAAGGGGAAAAAAAUAGCUGCAAGCUGGGCAUGGUAAGACAUGCCUGUAAUCUCACACUUUCUCUGGGUAGAGUCAGGAGGAUCAGAAGUUCAAGGCCAGCCUCAUCUAUAUAGUGAGUUUUCUGCCACCCUGGGUUACAUGAUACACAAAAAAGAGGGGGGCGCGGGGAGAAAAGGAAAAGGGGGUUUUCAAAAUGAAUGUUACUUUAAAAGAGAAGCAUGAAAAUGACAAAAAGCCUCUGAGAUGUGGGUUACUCUAAUAUGUCUAGGCUGUUACCUCGGUGAGUUAUUACAGUUUGCUUUUUAUACUCUUUCCCCACUUAGAGAAGAUCUUGGUGUGAGUCUAAGGUUAGUGGUAGAGCAAUUGCCCAGCUUGAUUGUUUUCCCGGGUUCAAUAACCAGCAUUCCACACACCUAUAACCUCAGCACUCAACAAAUUGAGGUGGCAGCAUCUUGAAGGCAAGGCCAGCCUGGUGUGUACAUAUCAUAUCAGACCCAGUCUCAGUCCGACUCCCCAGUAAGGGCAAUUGCAUGGCCACCCUCCCAAGAAAGCCUGAAUGUGAUAGUUUAUUCUUAUUUGACACUUAACCAAUUUUAAAAGCAGUCUCUUUGGUUAUAGCCUGACAGUUUUUAUCUUAAAGAAUUUUCCAGUACAUCCUCAACCUGAUGGUUCAGUUUUUUUUUUUUUGUUUUUUUUUGUUUUUUUUUUUUAAUUUUUUUGCUUUUUGCCAAUACCAGGGAUUGAACUGAGACCCACCCAUGCUGGUCAAAGUGCUUUGCCACUGAACUACAUUCCCCAGCAGUAGAAAUACAUUUUGCCGUCAGGUGGCUCAUGUCUGUCAUUCUAGCACUUGGGAAGCUGAAGCAGGAGGUGAAUUCAUGGCCAGCCUGCAUGGGCUGCAGAAUGAAAUACUGUCUUACCCACCCCACCCCACCCACACACACAAAGACAGCUUCAAAAACUGGUAAAUAGUUCUCUGCUGGGCUAUUGAAGACUCCAUUUUGUGCUUGUACCUCUGUACUAAAAAUCCUGGACUAGCACUCCAUAACAAAUACAAAAUUAACGUAUGCACUUGAACAGUUUUAUUGAGUGCCUCAAGCCAAAAAGAGUGACCCUUACCACACCUGAUGAAUGUUGGGCUUAUGUCUCUACUGCGUAGUAUUUUAGGGUUUUUUGCACUUACAUCUUGGCUUUCUCAUCUAUCGUCUGCAUUUUUGUCUUCAGCUCUUAUAAUUCUAGACCUGAGUUCCUUUGUCCAUGGACAUCUAAAUGAAAAUUAUACUUUAGAGUACUAGCCAACCUUUCUUUACCCCUUGGGUGGUAGUAAAUGGGGAAAAGUGGUCUAACUUCUUUCCAGGGAGAUUACCAACAUUUGUACCUUUAUUAUAACCCGUUCUUGUCAGAAGUCAGAUGAUCAGGUUUAUUUUAUAAAGAAUUAUAAAAAGUUUUGAAAAGUAUUUUUUGCAUACAUAUCGUAUGGAAAAGGAAGUUUUAUUAAAUGUUCCACUGACUUAAAUAAUUUUGAAGUGAUAUGUUGCUUAUGUCUUUCAGAAAAAAUAAACAAUUGUAAUAGCUAAUGUGUAAAUAACUUACAAAGCUAUUUUAGUAAUUUAAAUAAAUUUACCUUUUGGGUUUGUA
Molecule: messenger RNA, 4438 nt
Organism: Phodopus roborovskii (desert hamster)
Lineage: Eukaryota; Metazoa; Chordata; Mammalia; Rodentia; Cricetidae
Gene: Tor1aip1
Product: torsin 1A interacting protein 1
Exons: 11
Coding region: 420-2201 (593 amino acids)
Biological process (GO): nuclear membrane organization
Cellular component (GO): nuclear membrane
Molecular function (GO): ATPase activator activity
Source: RefSeq, a predicted model, not a curated record